Myzus persicae (green peach aphid) is the source of this 1789-nucleotide messenger RNA. Its product is annotated as spermine oxidase-like. The record is from RefSeq and is a predicted model, not a curated record. NCBI's taxonomy places the organism in Eukaryota, Metazoa, Arthropoda, Insecta, Hemiptera, Aphididae. Gene Ontology annotation, molecular function: polyamine oxidase activity. The transcript is spliced from 8 exons. The coding region runs from base 135 to 1571 and encodes 478 amino acids.
AUCUGUGAUAUUUCAUUGUAUUGCCGUAUUGGGUGUGGUUGUAGCAUUCAUUCAAUGUUUACUCUUAAUAGUCUCACAUUUUAAUAUUUUAUUCUUUCAGUUAAAAUAUAAUAUAUACCUAUUUUAUUUUAUAUAUGUAUAAGAUGGCUCAAUCUUACAAUACAGUCAUCAUCAUAGGAGCGGGUGUAUCAGGAAUUGCAGCUGCUACCAAACUACUAAAGAAUAACUUCAACAAUUUUAUCAUAUUGGAAGCAGAAAACCGUAUUGGUGGUCGUAUUCAAACUUUACCCUUUGGUGAUGGGCACAUUGAACUAGGAGCACAAUGGAUUCACGGAGAAGAAGGGAAUGUAGUAUUCCAAAUGGCUUCUGCUCAAAAUUUAGUAUCUGAUAAAAGAGAAACCAUACAGCAAUUUAUUAAUUCUACAUUUGUUACAUCAUCAGGUACCGAAAUAAAAUCUAACCAUCUUCGUGAAUACUUAAAAGUAGCUUAUUCUAUAUUCGAUGAUAGCCCAAAAGAUGAUUUAGAACGAUUCAUGUCAUUAGGAGAGCUUUUUCAUAAAAGAAUUGAAAAUGUCUUAGUUGACACAGAAGAACUACCCCUGAAUCAAUUUGUUAAUUGGUGCCAACAUUUUCAAAAUUCUUAUAAUGGAAGUGAUAGUUGGUUUGAAGCAUCUGCAAUUAAUAUAGACACAUAUAAAACUUGUCCUGGUGAUCCUGCAAUUAGUUGGAAAUCAAAAGGAUAUUCAACUGUAAUAGAUUUAUUGCAGGAAAAGUUCAAUGAUGAAGUAGAAGAUAUACAUAUUAAAGAUAAAGUAAUAUUUGGAAAAGAAGUUGUAAAAAUAUAUUGGUCUGGUGAUCAAGCAGAAGUAUUAUGUGCUGAUAAUAGCCGUUUUAAAGCACAAUGUAUUUUAACUACAAUGAGUCUUGGUGUUUUAAAAAAUGUGUGUAAUGAAUUAUUUGAACCAGAACUUCCUGAGUAUAAAUUAAAAGCUAUACAGAAUUUAGGUAUUGGAACUGUGGAUAAAUUAUUUUUGAAAUUUCCAUAUUCAUGGUGGUCAAAAAACACCACAGGGUUUAGUUUUUUAUGGUCCGAUGAUGAUCGUGCACAAUUCAUUAAAGAAAAUAAAAGACGUGGUUGGGAUUAUCUGUGUGAUGUAUUUGGUUUUUAUAUUUGUGAUAACUGUCCAGAUACACUCCUUGGAUGGAUAGUUGGUCCUGCUGCAAGAAACAUGGAACGGAAAUCUUUAGAUGAGAUAAAAAUUGGAUUGAUGUAUUUAUUGAAUAAAUUUUUGGGAGACAAAUACACUAUACCAUUUCCCGAUUUAGUAACUAGAUCUCAAUGGGGUUCCAAUAGCCACUUCUAUGGUUCAUAUUCUUUUCAUUCUAUGAAUACCGAUAAAGAAGGAAAAGCCAAUAGUCAAUUAGCAAAACCUCUAGUUAAUUCCGAUGGAAAAAAUAUUUUGCUUUUUGGUGGUGAAGCAACACAUAGUUCUUACUUUUCAACUGUACACGGUGCAAUUGAAACUGGUUGGCGUGAAGCUGACAGAAUAUUGGAACAAUUUACAGAGUAAAUAUUAGAACAACAUAAAUUUAACAAUGUUUAUUAUACUUCUUAUAUUUCAUUACUAAAAAAUAUUUUUUUAAUUUUAUUAUAUUGAAUUUUAUUUGUUAGUUAUUAUAUAACUUUUACAUGUAUGUUGGUUGUAAUAAAUUUUAUAUUCAUUAAUAUAUUCUAAAAUUAAUUGAUGUUGAUUAUUUUUUAUAGAUGUCUUACUUUGUCACUUAUCUA